Messenger RNA from Orycteropus afer afer, 1035 nucleotides. RefSeq names its product transmembrane protein 82 (gene TMEM82). NCBI's taxonomy places the organism in Eukaryota, Metazoa, Chordata, Mammalia, Tubulidentata, Orycteropodidae. Bases 1 to 1035 code for a protein of 344 amino acids. The transcript is spliced from 6 exons. The record is from RefSeq and is a predicted model, not a curated record.
AUGUUCUCCCUGCCGACCCUCCCCUCCUGGCUCCCUGGCCUCCCCUCCCUGGAGUGGGGCUCCAGCCUCCUGGACUCCCUCCUGCAAGGCCUCAUCGGGGCCUGCGGAAUCUCCGUCCUAAGCAGCCUCCUGAAGGUUUAUUUCUUUGUGGACUGUACCAAGGACCCCAAACGACAGCAGUCUAAGAAGGAGCAGCUGCAGGCCCAGUGGGCCUCACUGGAGACGGUGCACCUGGUGGGGCUGGCCUUGAUCCUGACCGUCGUGGGGUCCCGGGUAGCUGCCCUUGUGGUGCUCGAGUUUUCCCUCCGGGCCAUCUCUACCCUGCUGUCCGUGGGCAAGGGUUCACAGGACACUGAGAGGCUGCAGCUCUACCUGCUGUGUCAGUAUUCACUGGGCUGUGGGCUGACCUGUGGCCUGAGCUUCCUGCAGGAGGGCGCCCCUCGCCGCACACUGAACCUGCUGCUGGCCCUCGGGCUGGCCGCGCUGCUUGGCACAGGGGCCUGGCGCCUCCACCGCCAUGUCUACCGCCUCUACGAGUUGCACAGCAGCCAGCAGUACUGCGGGGUGUGCCUGGUCCUGCUGGCUGACGUGGAAGGCCUCCCUGUGCUGCUGGGCCGGGCCCUGACGGUGACCUUUGCUGUGGGCAACCUGGCGGCUGUGGCCCUCAUCAACCAGGACUUCCUGACCACCUCAGAGGCCGUGCGCUUCUGGACCCCGCUCACCAUCUGCUACACGCUGCUGGUCAUCUACAUGCAGGAGGAGCAGCGACAGCACCCCGGCAUGCAGAGCCAGGUGCAGACGGUGCUGGUCCGCAUGGGCGGCCUCUUUGUGCUGCUGCUGACCGUGGGCCGCUGGCUGGACCUCCUGGGCAUCCUUGUCUCCCUGCUGGGUGAGCUCUGGUGCCUGGCAGGCACCCGCACCCUGCUCCACCUUUGCCACAGACAGGAUUUUCCAUCCCAGAGUCCUUCUGUGUCAGCACCAAGGCAGCCCCGGCCACUGGCAGAUGCCCAGCCCCGAAGCACGGCCCCUUCCUGA